This is a messenger RNA of Aspergillus udagawae, 945 nucleotides long. RefSeq lists its product as uncharacterized. NCBI's taxonomy places the organism in Eukaryota, Fungi, Ascomycota, Eurotiomycetes, Eurotiales, Aspergillaceae. The coding region runs from base 1 to 945 and encodes 314 amino acids. The record is from RefSeq and is a predicted model, not a curated record. The transcript has a single exon.
AUGAACAUCAUCACUUUCAUGCAAAACCGGCCUCGACUUACGGGUGUGGUCUCAUUAGCUGCUGCCGGCACGAUAGUCGCCGCAUACCUUGGCAAGCGACGCCUUGACCGGUCAUGCCCGAGAAUCUCCAUCACCCAGCUCCCAAAGUCAAGUGCUUGUCGCAACCUCGUGGAGAGCGGCGAAGCAGUCCCGAAGGCUGUAUGGGGCAUGGAAAAGUCAGCUCUGCUGGCCUCGUGGUCUGGUGGCGACCAAACCCGCUGGGUCCCCUCUUUCGCAGCACUUCAAGCGGAUGUCCCCGUAUCCGACCUCGCUGGAUACGGAGCAUUUCACAGCGAACAGAGUAAGGCCGAGAAGGAUGACGCGCAUCACCUGAUGCGGAAUUUAGUUGCCGCCUUUCUUGAUGCGCGGGCCGCGGGGCCAGAGGCGUGGUUUCUGGACAAAGAGGUGCCGCCAUUGUCCUUCGCGCCCGGUAGCCUAUUAUUCGGCGAUCAAGGCAGCAUGGGAGCCUUUAUGCUUGGGACCUGGUCUACAAACCGGAACACCUCUAUCCAGCCUCAGGCCCUGGGCCCAGGAGUACCCGAGCCUUGCUCCGAGUUCCCGUCAAACAGGGACGCGAUCCAGGAUAGUCCUAACGACACAGCUGGAGCUGUAAUGUACUGGAAAUUCCCCGACGGGCUGGUCCGAACAGUUGACAAGGCAGCAUCGUACGGUCUCCCGUGGCGGUUCAUGGACGGCGGUUUCCAAGAAUUCAUUGUGGAAAAGGUGUCAGAUGAAACGGCGAGGGUGACAUACAUAAGUGUUGAAUGCUCUAAUCUCCACCCCCGCGGCCAAUCUACAAAGGAUUUCAAGAUGUUGCCAUGGCUGGCUUAUGAGGUUCACGUACUAUAUGCACAACUCCUUUGGCAUAAUACGGUGAUGCAGCUUCGUAACCGCACGAAAACAUGA